AUGCCUGCCUCUACAGACCCAGUAUUUGAUUCCAUUGAGGAUACCAUCAUUGCCUUUAAGAAUGGGGAAUUCAUUGUUGUCCUCGACGACACAGACCGCGAAAAUGAAGGCGAUCUCAUAAUUGCCGCUGAUUCCAUCACCGCAGCCCAAAUGGCAUUCUUGGUGCGCCAUACAAGCGGCUUAAUAUGCGCCCCCAUAACCCCAGACCUAGCAACCCGCCUCGCCCUCCCCCAAAUGGUAACCGAAAACGCCGAUCCAAAGGGCACAGCAUACACCGUAACAAUCGACUCCGCCGACGACAGCGUAACAACUGGAAUCUCCGCGCAAGACCGCGCCCUAACUUGCCGCACUCUUGCCUCCCCCUCCGCGCAGAUUGACUCAUUCCGUCGUCCGGGCCAUAUCAUCCCGCUCCAGGCACGUGCUGGUGGGGUUCGGGAGCGUAAGGGCCAUACCGAGGCGGCAGUUGAUUUCUGUCGGCUAGCUGGAAAGGUGCCUGCGGGUGUGAUUGCUGAGCUUGUUGAGGGUGGUGAGGUUGUUGAGGGGGUUGCGGAGAUUGGGGGUGAUAAUGGGAUGAUGCGGAGGGAUGCUUGUUUGGCGUUUGGGAAGCAGUGGGGGAUUAAGGUUUGUACGAUUGAGGAUUUGGUUAGUUAUUUGGAUAAGAGUGAGAAGAAUGGGACGCAUUAA
Messenger RNA from Penicillium angulare, 684 nucleotides. RefSeq names its product 3,4-dihydroxy-2-butanone-4-phosphate synthase RIB3. The transcript is spliced from 3 exons. Lineage: Eukaryota; Fungi; Ascomycota; Eurotiomycetes; Eurotiales; Aspergillaceae. Gene Ontology annotation, molecular function: 3,4-dihydroxy-2-butanone-4-phosphate synthase activity. The record is from RefSeq and is a predicted model, not a curated record. The coding region runs from base 1 to 684 and encodes 227 amino acids. Gene Ontology annotation, cellular component: mitochondrial intermembrane space; cytosol. Gene Ontology annotation, biological process: riboflavin biosynthetic process; aerobic respiration.